Messenger RNA from Symbiodinium natans, 1533 nucleotides. NCBI's taxonomy places the organism in Eukaryota, Dinophyceae, Suessiales, Symbiodiniaceae. The record is from the annotation of a GenBank genome assembly.
AUGGAGCGCAGCCGUAGCCGCAGCCCGCGGGCAGCUGCGCACUCAUUCGAAGCCGCCACAUGGAACGUCGCCGCUGUCAACAACAACCCCUUUGAAUAUUGGCUCAGCCACUCCGACGCCGCCUACAACGAGCUCAUGGGACAAGUGGAGCGCUUCAUCGACACGCCCGGCGACGGCGAUGUUCCCGUUUCAGAGGUCUUUCCGGUGGCGUUCUUCGAGGAGCUGCGUGGCCUUAUGGAGGAGGAGGGAUGGCAAGGCCUUGAGAAGGUCACAUCGCUUUGGGAGUCGGACUUCUCAAAGAGGAAGAUCAUGUCGGGCGUGCUGAAGGCGAAGGAGCUCGGGGAGAAGCGCCUCUGUUCCAUGCCGGAUCGCCUCACCAAUACCAUCAAUGUGGCCUCAGGAGAGGCCGCCUUUCGACCGACGGUAAUUAAUCACAGCGUGGAUAGCUUAACUUCGGUGGCUGAAUGGUGGAAGCACUGGAAGAAGUUUAUGUUCAAGCAGGCUCUUGAGAUCCGAACUGGCAAGGAUGGGAGCAUGAAGAAGAUGCGGCCAUGUGAGAUGUUGUCAAAAAUCAAGAAGGCCAAGUAUCCAGCCAUCACAGAAGAAGAGGAGGCCAUCUCGGUGCCACUCCAGUGCUUAUGCCUUGCGAUCUUCGACGCCAUCCUUGUACACAUGUUGAAUCGCCUGUCCCCAAAAUGCCACUGGCUGCAGAUCAAGGACUCCAUUUGCAACGCCACCUUUCGCGAGAAAGAAACCCGCACCACCAGGAUCCUUGAACGUUACAAGGGGUGCUCCGUGAUUUGCCUGCAGGAGGCAUCGGCAGCCUACUUGCACAAACUGCAGAGCAGCUGUCUGGCCCAGACGCAUCACGUCGUGAUUCCAGAGAAGCUGGACGCCCAAAGGGAUCAAAAUUCUGCUCUGCUGCUGAGCCGGGCUGCGUUCUGCCAGGGCUACCAGGAGAUCACCAGUGAUGCUGUGGGCGCAGUCGAGGGCAGUACACACGUCGAGGUCGGUGAUCUUAUUGCAGUGCGUGCAGUGCAUAGUUCUGGCCGACGCUUUGUCUUGGCUUCCUUCCAUGGAGACACCAAUGGUAAGGCGACCGCUCCUGUGCUUAGGGCUCUGGUGCGAGUCCUGUCGCAAGACUUCUUGUUGCUUGGCCUGGAUGCAAACACCUACCUACGAGGCAGUGCGACACACUACGGCGUGAAGGACUUUCUGCAGGAGUGCCAAAGUUGUGGGCUGAACAGCUGCUGGCCUGAGGGUGUGGAUAUGGCCAAGUGCCUCACCACCUGCCACGCGCGCACCUUCCUACAGCCGCAGCUGAACAAGGGCUGUCCUAGUGCAAAAAAGCUGGAGAUGGGUGACGUCAACCCCAAGGACCACAUCAUCUUCAGCCGGCAGGCAUUCGAUCUUGUCAAGGUGAUAAAGGACAACACGGGCCACGGGGAGUACAUGGAAGGCGUGUGCUUUCCCUCGCUCGAGUUUCCCAGCGACCAUGGGCUGGUAGCUGCCACACUGAGCCCGAAGCUCUGA